AUGAUUUAUAUUAUUGAACACAUGGAAGAUGGAUUCAGUGAAUGGGUGACAUUAGAGUAUGCACAAAUAAUAAGAGACAUCGGUGCCCACAAUUUGAUCCUUGUGUCUGUACCAAGGGAUAUUACACUGGAAAACAUCCCCAAGAUAUUGAUAGACAUGGGUUUACAAUGGACGCACAAGGGUCUUGAAAGUCUGGUUGACGAGUUCCCUGACUUGAAACUGCCACCAUUGAAACCAGGCAAUGUGUGUUUGUUGGAUCCACGUGCCAAAGAGGAUCUUUCUGUGGCAGACCAAGACAAAUUCAAGUAUUUGUUGUUUGGCGGGAUCUUGGGUGACCACCCGCCAAGAGAUAGAACUAGUGAGUUACAGAAAUUACAUCCUGGUUUAUUAGAGGGUAAAAGACUUGGUGACAAGCAGAUGACCACAGAUACUGCGAUCAGGGUAUGUCAGAUAAUAAUGAGGGAUUCGGUACCGUUGGAUAAAAUACCAUUUGUCGAUUAUCCAGAGUUUAGGUUUAAUAAACAUGAAGCCACUGAGAUGCCAUUUAGAUAUGUAUUAGAUAAAAGCACAAAUAAACCAAUAUUACCAGAGGGAAUGUUGGAUUUGAUUAAAAGAGAUUCUCAAAGAACCUUAGACGAUUUCUUCUAA
Arxiozyma heterogenica is the source of this 648-nucleotide messenger RNA. It is a transcript of the gene SFM1, whose product is annotated as protein-arginine N-methyltransferase SFM1. Lineage: Eukaryota; Fungi; Ascomycota; Saccharomycetes; Saccharomycetales; Saccharomycetaceae. The record is from RefSeq and is a predicted model, not a curated record. Gene Ontology annotation, biological process: peptidyl-arginine methylation. Gene Ontology annotation, molecular function: protein-arginine omega-N monomethyltransferase activity. The transcript has a single exon. The coding region runs from base 1 to 648 and encodes 215 amino acids.